AUGAGCUGCUCUAAGCUGUCCGUAAGGGAUGAUCGUGAUAAACUUCGUGAGAAAAAGGAUAAUCGAAAUCGUAAAAAAAGGGAAAAAUUUGCUGCUCUUUCGGCUGAAGCAAAAGAAGCUUGUCGAAAAAAGAAUAGAGAGGCCUAUCAUAGAAAAAAAUUCGAAAAAAUGCUUUGCAAGUCCUUGCCACAACAAUUUCAACAGGCUCGCAAAUCACCAACUUCUGCAUCCGUUAUGCAUACCUUUGCUGCUGAACAAUGUUCUCAUGGUAGUAGAGUAACUAGUUCUCAAACUCUGAAAGACAUAGACAAUGUUGAUCGAAUUAUUGAUUGUAAUCAAGCUGCUUCCCCCAAUCAGUUGUCAUCCUCUGAAUUUACAAGACACUGCAGAGGUCCUGCAAAACCUGGUAUUCGAACUUCUCAGUCUGCAAACAAUAAUGCUAAACUAUCUUAUACUGAGUCAAGUAAAAAGUUAAAAGAACAGAUUUCUUCAUUCUCAAGUUAUGAGAAAGGAUCUGCAUCUAACUCUGAGACAAAGCAUACGUGCGUAACUUCGACACAGAGUGCAGAUAAAUCAUUCAUAUGUAUGAACUGCUACAAAUUCUUGACAGAAAUUGCUGAAGAGGCUUCAGAUUUGUCAACCAUGCUUCCAACAUACCAAGUGUACCAGCUUCCCCACAGUGGCUCUGCUAGAACAAGGACAAGUAGAGCUAAUCAAGUUGUCGAUGGAGUUUAUGCACUGCAGUUUAUUAAUGACAAGGCAGAUAGAUUACCUAGCAAACCUGAUUGUCAAUUCUGUGGAGCAAAAAUGAUGCACUCUGAGACACCUAAUUUCUGUUGUUCUGACGGACAAGUAGUUCUACAUGAAAAUAACCUUCCAGACAUUCUUAUAGAAUUAUUUACUGGUCACUCUGAUGAAGCUUUAUCCUUUCGUACGUAUGUCAGAACAUAUAACAAUAUGUUUGCUUUCACUUCCUUUGGUGUACACUAUGAUAAAUCGCUUUGCAGGAGAACAAAUGGUAUAUAUACAUUCAAAGUUCAGGGACAGACCUAUCACUUCAUCAAAGACCUUAUUCCGCAUGGAGGAUCUGGACUAUAUCUGCAGCUGUAUUUUCAUGAUACAGACCAUGAGCUCCAAAAUAGAAUGGCAGUUUCUGAAAGAUUAACAGAAACUAUAGUACUGAGGAUCAUGGAACUGAUGAAAUCUAAUCCAUACGCAUGCUUUCUGCGAAGCCUCAGAAAUGUUCCAAAUUUAGAUUCAUAUCAGAUAGUGCUGAAAUCACAUUCAGAAAAUGAUCAACGAGUAUUCAACCAUCCAACAGCCUCUCAAGUUGCAGCUCUUUGGACAGAAGCCCAAAAUUCAGAAUCAGGCUGGCAUCCUGGCAUCAGAAGAGUGACCACAGAGAAUCCAAAAAAGAGAAAAAGAUGUAUUCAGAAAACCAGAACUACUGCUGUUCUAACCAACUACAAAUCUGCUGAAGAAAUGAUAUCUGCUGAACAAGAAGCUUGCAAUGAUCCUGAAAACAACAGUGAAUCUGUGUCAAUGCGAGAAUAUUAUGCUUAUAAAUUGCAGAUGAGAGACAAAUAUUGUCCAAAUAUACUCAACACUGGAAGAUUACUUCAGCAGUAUGUUGUUGAUAUGUACAUAAAAAUCGAAAGCCAGAGACUAGAUUACUAUAAGAAUAAACAAGAAUUUAUAAGAAGAGAGGAACUACAAGGCGUUAUGGAUAGCGUCAUAGCAGGUCAAUGCCAAGGUUCAAAGGUAGGCCAGCGAGUGGUGCUUCCAGUUUCAUUUAUAGGAGGCCCGCGUGACAUGAAAAGGAGAUAUGUUGAUGCUAUGGCUUUGGUACAGAAAUUUGGUAAACCAGAUUUAUUCAUUACGACCACUUGCAAUCCUUCAUGGCCAGAAAUAAAGGAUCAUAUGCUCGGAACAGAUGAAGGACACAACAGACCAGAUUUACUCACUCGAGUGUUUCAUGCAAAGCUUGAUAUGUUGAAGCAAGAAUUAUUCAAAAAAGAGAUAUUUGGAUCUGUUGCUGCUUACACCUAUGUCAUUGAAUUCCAGAAGCGCGGUCUUCUUCAUGCUCAUUUCCUCAUAAUCUUGAAGCCAUGUUCAAAGCUUUACUCUACAGAUUCUUAUGAUCAAAUCGUUAGUGCAGAGAUUCCAGAUGAGAGCAAAAAUUAA
Molecule: messenger RNA, 2184 nt
Organism: Coffea arabica (coffee)
Lineage: Eukaryota; Viridiplantae; Streptophyta; Magnoliopsida; Gentianales; Rubiaceae
Source: RefSeq, a predicted model, not a curated record